Gorilla gorilla gorilla (western lowland gorilla) is the source of this 2977-nucleotide messenger RNA. It is a transcript of the gene EVA1A, whose product is annotated as eva-1 homolog A, regulator of programmed cell death. The coding region runs from base 1598 to 2056 and encodes 152 amino acids. The record is from RefSeq and is a predicted model, not a curated record. The transcript is spliced from 3 exons. Lineage: Eukaryota; Metazoa; Chordata; Mammalia; Primates; Hominidae.
GGGAACUAAAAGUAAUCUAGUAUUGUUGAAGCUCUAAGCAUUCUUAUUAUCUGUGUGUAUAUGUGUGUGACUGUCAGCUUGGAUAGGAGAUAUAUUAGGAGGUAAGGCAGAGGUCAGAUAUUGUGAAAGUGGAUGUGUAUUGUGUUAAGAGGUCAAUGGAAAUUCAUUAGAGUUGGGUUGUGGACUGAUGUGAUCAUAUUUGUACUAUAGAAAAAUGACCCUGUUAAUAAGAAUGGGUGCUAUAUUGAGAAGGAAGGAGGUAUCAGCAGAAAGACCAGGUAGGAGAUUGUUGCAAAACUCCCAGAAAUAAAAUAAUAAGACUUGCAAUCUGGUAACAUUAGUGGAGACAGGAAGGAGGGAAUGGUUUUGAAAUAGACAUGGCUCACUACACACUCAGACAUAUUCCAGUAGCUUCACUCUUUUCCUGGGUCUUGAAGUCCUCAGAUCUGUAGAACAGCCUCUGAACUCAGUUUGAUGGCUCUAACCAUUCAUCUGUAUCAUCCAGUUGCCACCUUUUAGGAACACAAAUGACUGUUGAAAGAGGUGCUGUGUUCUGCUCAGCGGCUCAAGGGUCCCUUAACAGCAGCCAGUCUCUUUUCAAAGUCCCUGGAGCUCCCACUCCUUCUCCUGUCACUCUCAGAGCCUCUGGCUGCUCCAAGGACUUUAUGGUUGUUUCUUUGUGCCUGUGAGUUGGUUGGUGUUUUCUUGUUUUGGUCUUUCCUGAAGCUUGCUGAAAUCUACCAGCCAGAGAGUGUUCUGUUGUAGCCCAUUCUAUUUACCUCAUGGAACUGCCGCUCUCCAGGCCUUCUAAUUGUGGCCCAAGUUACUCAUAUCUGUGACCCACUGAGAUCCCAGGUUCAUUCUCCAAGCCUUGACACCCCUCUACACUCUGUGACUCAAUUGCCUGCCUUCAGUUCAUAGCAGCAUCAAAUGAGCUGUUCAUGAGCAGUUCAUAGCAGCAUCGAAUUGGGUCUUUGCCACCUCUCUCCUACUUCGUGCUCAGGAGCUCUCUGUAAAGCCUUUGCUGAGUAACUGGGUAAUGCUAAUGCCAGGCUUGAGCUGCAGCAGCUGGGGAGAGGAUGUGCUCCUCCAGCCAGAGGCUGGAGCACUGAGAUCCCAAGUCCCUGUUCUGAUCCCUGGAGGGAUGGUUGUAUGGAUGGGCAGUCUGGGCCAUGUGUGUGUUCUACUGGCCCAUCACAGUCACAGGUGGAGUCAUGGAGCUAGAGGCAGGGAGCAGCUCGAGCUCUCAAAUUCCUGUAGAUAUUUUAGAAUGAGAACUGCUUUGGCAGUUCUGGGAUAGCCAGCUCUGAACCACUGCCAAAGGCACACAUUUAGUGACCUGAGGGAUGAGGCAAACUGAUCAAGGUACACAAGUGUCAUCAGUGCAGGCUCCCGGGAAAGCACAGCAGGAGAGGAGAGGGCUGUGGCUUGUAGUUAAAAUGCAGUGAUGAAUGUGACGAUGAUUUGAACCCGAUGGGCUGUGCCUCAAAGGUGAACCAGGGAGAAUCAAAUAAAGAGUUCCAGAAGAGAAGAGAAGAAGGAAAGUGGCCACGUUGAUUCAGCCAAGCAUCUCCAGGAGGUCCCCUCUGGAUGUCCCAUGAGGCUGCCCCUCAGCCACAGCCCAGAGCACGUGGAGAUGGCUUUGCUCAGCAACAUCCUAGCGGCCUAUUCCUUUGUCUCAGAAAAUCCUGAGCGAGCAGCUCUGUACUUUGUUUCUGGCGUGUGUAUCGGGCUGGUGCUGACCCUGGCUGCUUUGGUGAUAAGGAUCUCUUGCCACACAGACUGCAGGCGGCGUCCCGGGAAGAAGUUCCUGCAGGACAGAGAGAGCAGCAGCGACAGCAGCGACAGCGAGGAUGGCAGUGAGGACACCGUGUCCGAUCUCUCUGUGCGGAGACACCGCCGCUUCGAGAGGACUUUGAACAAGAAUGUGUUCACCUCCGCGGAGGAGCUGGAGCGCGCCCAGCGGCUGGAGGAGCGCGAGCGCAUCAUCAGGGAGAUCUGGAUGAAUGGCCAGCCUGAGGUGCCCGGGACCAGGAGCCUGAACCGCUACUAUUAGGGAGCAGCAGGACCCCGGAAACCACUGGAGGCCGCCUGGAAAGGAGAGUGUCUGCAGGGACAGUGGGCACAAGGAACUGAACCCAGCUCUGCUAAUAUUGUGAUUUCAGAGAAAAAGCAGGACAUGCCCCUUUUCUAGCCAGGAGGAUUGCUCCUUUUUGGCCAAAUGUAUGGAGAAGUAGAAAAAUCAAAGCAGUUCAUCAACCUUUCCAGGUCUCGGAAUGGUGCUGAAAAAUCCUCUCCAACACUGUGGAUGGAGAUCGGAGAAACGCGACUGUGGUUUCUCUUGAUUUCUGAGGAUCUCAGAAGUUUCAGCAGACUUCCUUGCUCUGUGUUAUUCCUUUGCAAAAGGAAAGAUCAUUAUAGCAUGAGGGCUGGGAAUAGCAGGGUGAACUUAACCCAAUAAAUGCAAUUUCCUAAAUGACUUCAUGCUAUGGAGGUGAUUCUGAUUCAAAUAGCAUGAUCCAUGCUUAUUAUUUAAGGCUGAUUUUUAAAAUCUUGUGUUGCAAGGGCAACCUCGUCCAUUUUAACUGGCACCUCAGGGAUUAAAAUCCUACUUUUUAGUGUAGUUCCCACCUCAUUCAUGAAAAUGAAUAGAACUAUUGUAUUAUGGGAGAUGUGUCAGUGAACUAGAAAAUGUCAAUAACCUUAAAGGAUGGAGGGUUUUUAUUUUAAAUAGUUUAUGAAAUAUAUAUUGACAUGCAUAUUUGAAAAUGCUGCAUAAAAAUAAAAGUGGUGUGUUUUCCCCCUCUUUGGAGACAAGAAAAUUUUAUUAUGACUCUAGAUAAUUGUGAUUUUAAACACUUUGUUUUUUUUUUUCUUAAAAAAAAUUGGAUUUCAAAGAAAAGAAUGGAAAUGAGAGGUAAGGAUUAAAGCCAAAGUUAGGAUGGGAAUUUAAAAAAUAAACAUUACAUAAAAUCUU